Messenger RNA from Belonocnema kinseyi, 1258 nucleotides. It is a transcript of the gene eIF3i, whose product is annotated as eukaryotic translation initiation factor 3 subunit I. Bases 140 to 1120 code for a protein of 326 amino acids. NCBI's taxonomy places the organism in Eukaryota, Metazoa, Arthropoda, Insecta, Hymenoptera, Cynipidae. Gene Ontology annotation, molecular function: RNA binding; protein binding; translation initiation factor activity. The transcript is spliced from 5 exons. The record is from RefSeq and is a predicted model, not a curated record. Gene Ontology annotation, biological process: cytoplasmic translational initiation. Gene Ontology annotation, cellular component: eukaryotic translation initiation factor 3 complex, eIF3m; cytoplasm.
AAUGGUUAGAGUUCACGUUCUUCGCCUUCGUGCCAAGUGGGUUAUUAAUUUUGCCUGUUUCCGGAUUUAAUGCCCAUGGAAGUAAAUUAGUUAUUUAUAUUUUUACCAAGCUAAUUCAGAAAUAUAAAACAAAAGCAAAAUGAAACCUUUGAUGUUACAUGGGCACGAGCGUGCAAUUACGAAAAUCAAAUAUAACCGCGAAGGUGAUUUAUUAUUUUCUGCGAGUAAAGACAAGAAACCAAAUGUUUGGUAUUCUUUGAAUGGGGAAAGACUUGGCACAUUUAAUGGUCACAAUGGUUCAGUUUGGUGCAUUGAUGUCAAUUGGGAUACGAGUCGAUUUAUGUCUGGAAGUGGUGACAAUACUUUAAUCAUCUGGGAUUGUCAAACUGGAAAGAACAUUGGAGAACUCGAAACGAACAGUUCUGUGAGGACGUGUGCGUUCAGUUACUCUGGAAAUCUGACUGUAUAUUCCACCGACAAGGCCCUCGGUCAUCAGUGUGAAAUGUUCAUCAUUGACACUCGAGCCGUCGAUUCCAGUUUAUCGAAACAAGACACAAUUCACAGAAUUUCGAUAGACGGUCCCAGAAUCUCAGCUGUUCUUUGGGGCGCUUUGGAGGAAACGAUCAUCACAGGUCAUGAAGAUGGAGUAAUUAACAUCUGGGAUGUUACUACUGGUAAGAAAAUAAACACCAACAAAGGACACAAAACACAAAUCAACGAUAUGCAAAUUAAUAAGGAUGGAACUAUGUUUGUCACCGCGUCGAAAGACAAUACGGCUAAACUUUUUGAUAGUGAUACGUUGAUGCAGUUGAAGACGUAUAAAACCGAGAGGCCAGUGAAUUCCGCGACGAUAUCUCCAAUUCACGAUCAUGUGGUUUUGGGUGGAGGUCAAGACGCCAUGGAUGUCACGACGACUUCCGCUCGUCACGGAAAAUUCGACGCACGCUUGUUCCAUCUAGUUUUCGAAGAAGAAUUCGCGCGAUUAAAGGGUCACUUCGGGCCAAUCAAUUCCUUAGCGUUCCAUCCAAAUGGUCGCAGUGUUGCAACAGGUGGAGAAGACGGUUACGUUCGAAUCAAUACAUUUGACCAAUCUUAUUACGAUUUCCACUUCGAGUAUUAAUUAACCACAACGAAACGAAUAAAGCUGAUUUUAAAAGGCGGCAUCUAUUUGAAGAAGAAGAAAGCCACUAUCUUUGUAUUUAUAUGAUCGUUUAGAUUUUGUCCAAGGAGAUGUUUUCCAAUAAUAAAGACAUUCAUA